This is a messenger RNA of Panicum virgatum (switchgrass), 1044 nucleotides long. Its product is annotated as CCR4-NOT transcription complex subunit 3-like. Bases 94 to 1044 code for a protein of 316 amino acids. NCBI's taxonomy places the organism in Eukaryota, Viridiplantae, Streptophyta, Magnoliopsida, Poales, Poaceae. The transcript has 3 exons. The record is from RefSeq and is a predicted model, not a curated record.
GUAUAGAAGCAGUCCUCCCAAGUGCGCACGCGAGACCAUAUGAUUAUCGCCUGAGUGAUGAUCACGUAAUAGAUCCAUUCACAGAUAGUGAAUAUGACGAUAAAUUCAGUCGUACAGACACUGAAGAGGCAGCUGGAGGAUGUGGUGGUGAUCGAAGUCCCAGCCUUGCAGAGGAUGCGGGGCUGGGCACCCGAAAGGGCCGCGUACCACUGCGUGCAAGCACAGAGCAUGCACCAAGCUGGCGAUACCAGCCUAAAGGGCAAGGUUCAGAAGCCGGCUUCGUCUGGGGAUGAUGCUGGGACGGGAACAGUUGUCUCCCCCGACCCAGCGGACCCGUCAAGGGAGACUGGAACCACUCUGCGGGAUGUUACAACACCGGCAAGUGGUUCCGAGAAGACAUCCUCUCCAAGCCCCCAGGCGACGGUGAGCGUAGAGACUCCCCCUGCCCAGCAGAAUAUUUGUGCGGGGGGGGGGGGGGGGGGGGGGGGGGGGGGCAGCCCCCAGAAAGGGCAAGGGACUUCUGCCACUAAUGCCUUGACAACAUUGAGUGCUUUAGUGGUACAUCCAGUCCCCAAGCUAGUGAAGAGGGGGAAGCUCCCGAUCAAGCGGCGGACCUUGGAUUGGGGGACGCUGGAGACAUCAUGUCCUCUCCAGCCCCCAAGACUGCUGCAGCAGCUCCCCAGGGCGCCGCUCCCCAACAACCAGGCCAUUGAUGAGCUGAUCAUCUCUCUUGUCAGGGAUUCUCCCGCCAAGGAGACGGAAGGAGCUCCGUCCUGGGGAGAUGGUCAACUCCAGUCAACAGAAAUCCUCACAGGUGAGCCAAUCUUGCCGCCUCCCUUGAACUUUGACGAUCUUCCUUUUGCUCGGCUUGCUCAUCCGAAAGAAGAAAUAGGUCCAGCGUCCCAAGAAGUAAUCUUGGAGUGCACCAUCAAGGACGCUGGACCCAAAGAUGGGGAGAAGACUUCGCUGGCCGUGAACGAGAGUGCUUCAAUUGCUCCUGCACAAAGGCCACCACUACCAGCGGACAAGAUCAAGCUUGUAUAA